This is a messenger RNA of Cladophialophora immunda, 1714 nucleotides long. RefSeq lists its product as uncharacterized. The record is from RefSeq and is a predicted model, not a curated record. The transcript has a single exon. Lineage: Eukaryota; Fungi; Ascomycota; Eurotiomycetes; Chaetothyriales; Herpotrichiellaceae. Bases 145 to 1290 code for a protein of 381 amino acids.
ACAUCUUGCCGCGCCCUGCCUACUGCGAUUGGACUCGCCGCACGAUAUCUUGUUAUUCUAUCUCGAACACAUACCUACGCACUGACCUGCAGCAGGCCGGCAGGCCCGCCUGAGCGGCCAGGAGCUGCUGUGGAAGUCUAGCUCAUGGCAGACGCAUCAGACUAUCCUGAAGACAUUCAAUUCGCCGGUCUUGUACAAGCAGCAACUGCGGCCGCCGACGAACAGACUCGCGAUCCGUCGUCGCUAGGAAAGCGCAAACGAGAUGACCAUGUCGUUGAACACGUUCAUACACUAGAUGAAGGCGGCGUUGGAGAUGCCCCUGAUCCCGCAGCUGCGUCGAGUCCUGCGCACCUUCAGAGUUCUGCGUCUGUCUUGUUCCGAGAACCUUCAUCCAAGAGUAGGAAACACAGCAGGCCGCCGCUGGGAAAGGUGUUUGCAUCUUUGGAGCUGGCUCCAGAGAACUUCUUGCGGCUUCAGACUGCUGCCAAGGCGUUCAUGCUGGACGAGGCUCAUCCUGAGCGAAGAGAAGUUGUGGGCCCCAAGAAAAAUGCGGGUGGCUCGGAUUUGGCCAAGCUAAACUUGUGGAAUUGCGUUGAGGAGUUUCUCUCCGUCCAUGGCUAUGGGGAGAGGUAUUUCGCACCUGGUGCGGGAGAGGGAAUUCCCGGAGCACCUCACAGAACCCUAUUCUGGCCUCACGACAGCCAGACCAUCAUAAAGCUAAUGAUGCCGUUAAUGAGGAAGAUGGUCACCAAUGAGCGCCAGCGCAUCUAUGCUGCGGCGACCAGGAAACAAGGGUCGGCGAAAGAAUCGGGUGAGGAGCAGUCGCCAGCAGCUGUGGACGAGUCUAUCGUGUCCGACGGCAAGGUUCAUGAGACGAUUUACGUGGACCAAGAGUCUGGGGUCCAUACGCCCAUAGCAGUGCAAGAAGACAUCCCCAGCCUGUCGCCACAUGUGUCACAGCCGAUCACAACUUUCAAGCAAUCAAUCGUCCUCCAUGUCAACGUGGUGUCAAAUACUGGCGGAGCACUGAGACGAGUGAUACCACGGUUUAGCUUGACACCAGAAGCAGCUCCUAGUCUGUCAGCUCUGCUUGCCGAGGUGGAGAAAAGGUACACCUUGCCGGCGAGAACAGGAGGUGCUCCUGGCGUGCAUCGCCGUCCACUCGUCAAGGUGUGGCUCACCGACGGCCUGGUGACGGUGGUGGAAGACGGAGAGUGGAUGGUUGCGCUGUUGAGCGCUGGAGUCGUUGACUGGAUGGACGGUGAAGUUCGAGUGCUCGUCGAAAUCUGAUACCGCACUACAAUGAUAAGUGCCCAGGGGGUUCUCGGCCGUCCUUUUCGGGAGCAUCGGGCUGCCAACUUUGGCAGCCAAAGCCUCACAGCCUCCCUGAUCGGCGAGCUUCCCGAAUCUAGAAAAAAGAUUCUAGGGCUGAAUUGAUUCUUCGGGGUUUAAAGAUGGCGCCACAUGAAUCCCGAAGACAGGGACAGCGAACAAGUGUCGCAGCCUAAUGCAAGCCUCGUUCCUGGCGCUCAUGCUUCUAGCAACACGGCAUCUUCCACGAAGCUCCCAAAACGUAAAACUGCAGGUGGCCUAUCUCUCGACUUGUCGACAGACCAAGGCUGAUCGACAUUCUUCUUCCCUUUUUCUGCUGUCCUUCAGAGCACGAGCUGCAGCUUGACUCGACAGAAAAUGCUCCGGCGCAGGUGGCGAACGU